GUGAGGUAGCAGGGGAAUUCCAGAGCCUGGUUGCCUCUGAGGAAUCUGGAGUGGGUAUUUGGAGGCCUGUUUAACUCACUCUCCACGGUAGGCAGCUGGUACAUUGACUGAACACUGAACACUGAGUGGACUCCCUUUAAGGAGUAAAAGGGCCAGAACCCAAGCAGACGAAGCACAGGGGACGGAUUGCCAAGAUUUGGGGAGGUGAUAGACGGCGUCAAUUAUCCAGUUCAGGUGCUGCAGCCACUUGGCACACGGCAUUGGUUACACCUGCAGACCAUCAGGUAAUUGGAAAAAACAUAUACAGGCAGGCAGACAGGCCUCUGCUAAGGAUCAGCAUAAACUGAAGAGAAUGCUUUACACUGAGUUACUGCAGCUGUGGCAUGAAGCGGUGCAGGCGGUGGAUGCCAAAGACUGGCAGGGAGGUCUAUCCAAACUGGAGCAAAUCAGCGAACCAACGUCUCGCACUCUGUUCAAUGCUGCCUCAGCUCACAUGGUUCUGGGACAGCUGGACCUGGCCUUGAAGGCUUUAGACCUCACCCUUUCCAAGGAUGAAUGUCUUGCCGUUGGAUUCUUUCAAAGAGCAGCAGUGAUGAUGCAGAUUGACAGGCUGGAGGAAGCUCUGUCAGACUGUAUCUGGGCACAGAAGCAUAUGAGAGGAAACUUGGUCAUUGACUACAGGCAGCUGGGACUGCGAUUCAAACUUUACAGCUGGCAGGUGUUGUAUAAUGCAGCAGCUGUGUAUUGUCGAAUGGGCCAGUGGGACCAGGCCAAGGAGGUCCUGCUGUCAGCUUCCCAGGAGAGAGGAGGAGGUCGAGGGGGAAUCACUGAGGUGGCUCUGAACAGCAUCCUGAAGGAAGAGAUCCUUGCUCCUCUUCUGGUGCCUGAGGAUGUGGUGUUUCGGCCCAGGAAACAGGACGUGGAGCAGCUGCAGCAAAGGGACUUCCUGGGCAAAGCAAAGGUAAUUUCCUCUGUGAUUCCCAAUGACGACUUUGGAGGAUUUGAACCUCUGAGGCUGCAGAAACCUGGUUUCUAUGAGCCAAAGGUAGAUGGAACUCAGGAUUCUCGAUACAUGUGCGUGCGGAUCCCUUACAUGGCUCGGGGCCCGGGUCAACUGACCGUGCCUGGAGGGGCUGUGGUCUUUUUAUUUGGUGAGGAGAGGAGGGACGGGAUGGCAACUGUUAUAUAUGAUGGACAGAGGGGACUUCUCCCAAUGUCUCUGCUUGAUCCUGCUGAUGUCAAGAUUUCCAAAGGCAAAAGGGAGAAUAAAGUUCCCAGUGGGAUCCCUCUCCCGCCUGGACUCAAGCCACCCACUCGACCACAGGCCCAGCCCAGCCCUGCAGCUCUUCCACGAGACACACCACCUCCAUCCUACACAACUGCCACCCACGCACCACUGCCAGCCUCAGAGCCUCCUGGGUACACAGUUAACACAACCAACGAGGAGCAUGUGGUUGCGGCUCAGGGACCGGAGACCAGCUCUGUGGUGCUGAAGGUCCACUACACGUACACCAUGGCUCUGUCGGUCCCUUCGGACACACCCUUCUGUGAAGUCAAGAAAUGUAUCGCACAGAAAUUGGGUCAGCCAGCAUAUCAACUGCGCCUCAGACAUAAGCAGCAUGGCUCUCGAGUGCUGACACCUCUACGUGAGGAGGCAGAGCCAGGCCGCACUAUGCAAGAGGUGGCUGAGGCUGGCAGAGCCACCCUGUGGUGCCAGACUGAAGACCCACUGGACAACCGUACCAUCCUCUACCAAAUGGUGGCACUGUAUGACUACAUAGCUCAGGGUCCAGAGGACCUUGAGUUCAGCGAAGGAGAUACCAUUGACAUCCUGGGAGACGUUAAUGAGGAAUGGCUGGAGGGACACAGUGCAGGACAUAUUGGCAUUUUCCCCAGCUGCUUUGCCUACAAGGAGAACACCAGCAUAACCCAGGGAUUCAUGCAGUAAAAGCAGAAAUGUUACUUUGCUCACUGACUUACAAUAACUAUACAUGCACUGGAUUUAGUAGCUAGUUCGCAUGAUAUCACUCGGUAUUGUACUUGGUCUACUGUUUCUGUUUUCUAUAUCCUUUGGUAUCACUGUAAUAUUCCUGUUGUAUGCCCCAAAAUUAAAUGAUGUAAUCUUUCUAAUAUCUUCAAGAGCUGACAAAAAUAAAAGGUUGGUAGAAGAACAUCCCAUGUGCCUUUGACAUUAUUAAUGUGACUAAACAAAAAUAAAGACACAAUGUUUCAAAAACGUAGUCUUGUAAAAAUCAACAAAUCUCUUCCUUUAAAUCCUCGUUCCUGCUCUGUAGCAUGACAUCAACCUCUUCCCUUUCUUCUCCAGACUCAUGUCCUUUUCUGCUCUUCAAACACGCCAGCUCCCCUCCGGGCAAUCAGCGUCAUCCUUUCCAGCUGGGUAGUAGCCUUCGCCCUUCUGUCUUGCUAACUAUGGGAUUUGUAGUUUACCUCCCCUGCUGCCCUUUUGUAGUUUGUGUAUUCUUUUAUUUAAGCAUAUAUUUGUUAGAAUGCAUUGAUGCUGUAAGAGCCAUUAUGCUCUCAAAUGGCUGUUGUAGUUCCACUGGAGAACACUGGGUGGAGUAUGGGAUUUAAGGUAUAUAGAUAAUCAGAGAGCAGGGGAGGCCAGGUGUUAUGGGGAAGCAAACAGUUUUUGACCGUGAGGAUCAAGAAUCAUGGUGGACCAUAACUAUGGAUUGUAAUGUGUUUGAGCAUCAGAACCGAGCCAAAAUAAAGAAGAUAAAUGCAGUAUUGGACUGGAAGUGGAU
Molecule: messenger RNA, 2765 nt
Organism: Pungitius pungitius (ninespine stickleback)
Lineage: Eukaryota; Metazoa; Chordata; Actinopteri; Perciformes; Gasterosteidae
Gene: noxa1
Product: NADPH oxidase activator 1
Exons: 17
Coding region: 353-1948 (531 amino acids)
Biological process (GO): superoxide anion generation
Molecular function (GO): protein binding; superoxide-generating NADPH oxidase activator activity
Source: RefSeq, a predicted model, not a curated record